Molecule: messenger RNA, 1020 nt
Organism: Lachnellula hyalina
Lineage: Eukaryota; Fungi; Ascomycota; Leotiomycetes; Helotiales; Lachnaceae
Gene: gnr1
Product: Guanine nucleotide-binding protein negative regulator
Exons: 3
Coding region: 1-1020 (339 amino acids)
Molecular function (GO): protein binding
Source: RefSeq, a predicted model, not a curated record
AUGGAGCCAAAGACACCCAAAAUCGUAGCCUCCACGGGACACACAUACUGUUGCUCGAUUGCAGAGUCUAGAAUUCGACAAGAGAGCCUUUGCACUCCUGUUCUUCCCACUCCUGCUUCCUCACAUCUCCAACUAGCUGUAGAAGCUAGGGAGGAAGAUGCAGAACAAAAUUUCUUCAAAUGCGCUCAAUGGACCCCAGAUGGAACUAGCAUCCUCACCUCAAGCGCAGACAACAGCGUCCGCACCUUCGUCGUUCCCUCCGACCUGCUCUCCUCUACCUCCCCUAAGACUCUCACACCCUACACAACACAUCUACAUCCCACCUCCAUAAACUGCGUCGCCCCCUACCCACACUUCACGCUCACCGAGCCGUCCACAACUCUCUACCUAUCGACUCCCAAUUCCCUCCCCACCCGCCUCCUGAACGCCCUUUACCCGAGCACAACCCCCACCGCAACCUACCCACUCAUCUCCCCCACCACCGAAGCCUACUACACGCCGGCCUCCCUACUCUGGUCCUCCCCGUCAACAUUCUUAGCAGGAACAGACUGCCUAAUCGCGCUAUUCGAUGUAGAGAGGAAUGGUCAGGGGCCGGUGACGAGGCUGCCUACUAUUCCGAGCAAGCGGCAUAAGAUGAAGGGGGGCGGGGUAGGCAUGCGUGGUAUUGUGAGUGCACUGGGUAUGCAGGGCGAGGAUGCUGGGAUGCUGGCUGCGGGGACAUGGACGAGGUGGGUUGGGCUUUAUGAUGCUAAUGGCAUGGGGGGCACGGUUGCGCAGUGGAGUGUUGCUGAGGCUGCGGAUCAGCAUGCGGGGGUUGAGGAGGAGGGGUCACGCAGACGGUGUGGGAGGUAUCUGUGUGUGGUUGAGAGGAAGAGUGGAGGGCUGUUGGUUUAUGAUGUUAGGGUUACUGGGAAGGUGGUUGCGUGGUUGGAGGGUAGGGAGGCGUGGACGAAUCAGAGGUUGGGGGUGGAUAUUUUCGAGGGGGAGGGAGGUUUGGAGGUUUGGGCUGGGGGGAAUUGA